AUGCCAGCCACCGGCCCACCAGUGGCAGCGGCCAACCGGGAAAAGUCCGGCCUCUCCCGAAUGCGCAAUCCGAAUACAUCUUUGUGUUGCUCUAGCAUCCCACCCAUAGAGUGGACCACGGACUGUAAGAGUGAGGAUUAUGAUGGUAUAAUCCUGGUCGCUAAGAGCUGUGACAAACUCCCCUCUGAGCUGGAGUGUCUUAAAGGACCUCUUAAAGACUACAGCUCCGUGGACAGUGGAUUGGGAGAGGAAGUUGUGGUUGUCAAGGUUUCUGAUGUUCCUGGUAACAGGGUGGUGUUUGCCCCCACGGGCCCAGUGAACAGAGACUACGAUGAUGUCAGGCGAUUUAGCGACGCUGCCGUCAACGGUGUCAAGAGGGCUUUGAAAGCUGGCAUGCAGCGCCCUCUUCUGGUUUGUCCUGCUCACAGCAGCUAUGAGAAUUGCACUCUAGUGGCUGUGCUGGGAGCUAUGCACGCACUCUACACACCCCUGGAGAUCAGGGAGGUGAAACCCUUCACUCAUAAAGUGGCUGUACUGGGCGUGUGGGCUAAGGAUGAGAGCCAGGGUAAAGAGAUCAAAGAACUGGCCUCUGCCCUGGAGAGCGGCAGGUGUGUUUGCCGUGACAUCGGGGGGUCGGAUCCUGAGAGAAUGGCCGCGCCCCGUGUGGCUGAGUAUGUUCAGGCUCUCUUUAAGGACAGCAAGGAAGUGGAGGUGACGGUUGUGAGUGAUUUGACUGUACUGGAGAAGGAGUAUCCCUGCCUGGCUGCUGUUAACCGCUGUGCCAACGCGGUACCUCGUCACCAGGGACGAGUAAUCAAACUGCAGUACUGUGGCGAGGGGCCUAUUCAGCGCACACUCAUGUUAGUGGGCAAAGGCAUCACCUACGACACAGGUGGAGCUGACAUCAAGGCUGGUGGGGUGAUGGCAGGAAUGCACAGGGAUAAGUGUGGAGCUGCAGCAGUGGCUGGUUUCUUUCAGAUCUUGGACAAACUCAAGCCCAAGCACCUUAAAGUCAUAGGUGCUAUGGGGAUGGUUCGGAACAGUGUUGGCUCAGACUGCUACGUGGCGGAUGAGCUGGUGGUGUCCCGCGCCGGGCGGAGGAUUCGUGUGGGGAACACAGACGCUGAGGGUCGCAUGGUUAUGUUGGACCUGCUCUGUGAGAUGAAAGAGAAGGCCGCACAGGAGACGGCCCCUGAGCUGUUCACCAUCGCUACUCUGACAGGACAUGCCACCAGAGCCAUGGGUCCCAACUACAGCAUCGUCAUGGAUAAUGGGCCAGCCUCCCGUCAAGGAAAUGCCUUAAAGUUGCAGAAAGCUGGGGACGUGCUAGGUGACAUGUUUGAAGUGUCCACUAUCCGUCGAGACGACUACGAGUUUCACCGCGGUAAAUCUGAGUAUGAGGAGAUCCUCCAGUGUAACAACCUGCCGUCCAGCGCUACUCCCCGCGGUCACCAGACCCCUUCUGCCUUCCUUAUCAUGGGAUCCGGCCUGGACAAGCAUGGCAUCGACUCGGACAGCCAGCUGCCUUACUCCCACAUUGACAUCGCCGGUUCCAGCGGCCCCUUCCCGGGCAUCCCCACCGGAGCCCCGGUCGUCGCCAUGGCAACCCACUACAUCCUGCAGAAAAUCUAA
This is a messenger RNA of Chanos chanos (milkfish), 1632 nucleotides long. Its product is annotated as putative aminopeptidase W07G4.4. The record is from RefSeq and is a predicted model, not a curated record. Bases 1 to 1632 code for a protein of 543 amino acids. Gene Ontology annotation, biological process: proteolysis. Gene Ontology annotation, molecular function: manganese ion binding; metalloaminopeptidase activity. Lineage: Eukaryota; Metazoa; Chordata; Actinopteri; Gonorynchiformes; Chanidae. Gene Ontology annotation, cellular component: cytoplasm. The transcript is spliced from 16 exons.